AGGCGACGCUCGUCGCUCACGGCCCCCUACACAAAAACGCCGCAAACACGCAGUUUUCGCAUUCGCCCAGGCACGGAGAGACCCGUUUUCGAAAUUAAAUUAUGAGGAACGCUCAUUUCAAAAGAGACAAGAGGAAGUACUAUCUGUGGCAAUAAAAAAAAACCAGCAUGCAUGCGAAAUUUUCGUGCGGUUUCCACACUUCCUCUUCUUAGAUAGUAAUAAUGCCUGCGGCUCUUUUUCAGUCGACCAGUAGGUGAUUUUCAGCGGCGACGCGAGCGACUCUCUCACGUUCCCUUUUUUUUUUAUUGAACAAAGGACCGCCGGUGUCGGGUGCGAUGUGCGCUAGGAAAUUCUGUGGUUGGUGCCACAAGUGGUGCUUUGGUGUUUUUGUUCUAGUGCUUUGUUUGGGAUUAGAUGGCGCCCGCGGGUUGUCCUUAGCCAGGAUAAAGAGGGAACACAUAAGCGAGGGAGUUCAAUCCUACUUGAUGCAGUUCGGGUAUAUGGACCGAACGAGAGAUGGCGCCUUUGCCUUGCGAACGGAGGAAUCGGUUCGCGAUUCGCUGAAGGAGUUGCAGGAGUUCGCGGGUUUGAAUGUAACGGGACAACUGGAUGAACCGACGAAGAAGUUGUUAAGGACUCCUAGGUGCGGGUUACCCGACAAGAACGUCGAGGAAUUUCGACAGACUUCAGGAAGGAGGAAAAGAUUCGCCAUCCACGGACCCAAAUGGCCGCAUACCAAUCUGACGUGGAGCUUAAGGAGCAAGCAGCUGGACAACCUCAACCCCUACGAGGUGCGCUACGUCAUCUCCAAGGCGCUGGCCGUAUGGUCCAAGCACUCCCAGCUGACCUUCACCGAGGUGGAGAGCGACAAAGCCGACAUCCUCAUAUACUUUUACAGGAGGGACCACGGCGACCACUUCCCCUUCGACGGCAGGGGCGUCAUCCUGGCGCACGCCUUCUUCCCCACGGGGACGCGAUCCAGCGUCGAAGUCCACUUCGAUGCCGACGAGAACUGGACCACCUCUGGCAAGAGCGACGAAGGCACUAAUCUGUUCAACGUGGCGGCCCACGAAAUAGGCCAUUCCCUCGGCCUGUCUCAUUCUAACGUGGAGGAUGCUCUCAUGUACCCCUGGUAUAAAGAGAUGGAGGAUGGAUUCGACUACGAACUCCCAGAAGAUGACAAACAAGCCAUACAACACCUCUAUGGUCCCAGAGACUCCAGGCGUAACUGGGGCGUCAUACCCAAAUACCGACCUGUACAUACUACCACCACCACCACUACCACAACCACGACGACGACGACCACCCCCAGACCCACCCAGAGGGUUCACCACACGAGGCCGACAAAGAGGCCGUAUGUACCUCAGUAUCCGCACGGCAGGAACCCCUACAACCCUUACAACCCCUACUACCCCAACAAGCCCACUCACCCUAAUGAGAAGAAGCCUCACUACCCCAAGCAGAACCCCUACCGGCCAGAGAGGAAGUACCCUAAACAGCACACACCAGACAGGACAUAUCCAGAGAGAGGGCGUCCCACCGAGAGGUAUCCUUCAUUCAGUCCAGACAAGUACCCCAAACACACGCCUGAGAGGAACCACCCCCACAGGGACAACCCACCCAAAGAGUACCCAGGUGAGAAACCACCAAACACCUGCGACACCAGCUACGACGCCGUGGCGGUCAUCAGGCGGGAAGUCUUCAUCUUCAAAGACGCCUUCUUUUGGAGGAUCGGAGACAACGGCCUGUCGGCCGAAUAUCCGGCCAGGAUCGACCGCCUCUGGCGCGACCUGACUCACGUGGACGCAGUCUACGAGCGUCCCGACGGUCGAAUCGUAUUCUUCGUCGGGGAUAAGUACUAUCUGUACGGGGGCAGCAACUUGGAGCGGGGCUACCCUAGGCCCUUGACACAGCUGGGUCUCCCUAAGAGCCUGAAGAAGAUCGACGGGGCAAUGGUGUGGGGUCACAACGGACACACGUACUUCUACAGCGGGGACAUGUAUUGGAAGUUCGAUGAAGACGUUCAACGUGUCGAACUGGACUACCCCCGCAACAUCUCCAUGUGGAAGGGUGUGGGUACGGACAUUGAUGCAGUUUUCCAGUGGAAAGACGGUAAAACGUACUUCUUCAAGGGCAAGGGCUUCUGGAAGUUCAACGACGUCCACAUGAGGGUGGAGCACAUCGAGCAGAGGCUGUCCGCGCCCUUCUGGAUGGGCUGCAGCAAAAACUACGAGGAGAACGAUUUGGGCGAGAAGCUGCCCUACAGAGACAUGUACAGGGCGCACAGCAGCGCCAGUACGAGCGGUAGUCUACACGCUUUGGCAUUGGCGUUACUACUUCUUUUAAGCCUAAGGUUAAAUUCUUAGUUUGGAUUAAGUGGCAAGGGGGAGAGUUCGAUUCGAAGGUGUUCCACUUACUCAAGUACGGCGUACUUUUGAUAAGUGGGAAGACGAGACGGCUCAGGCAACUGUUCUGUGUAGAACAAGCAGAGAAAUAGUCCUCAAAAUUGGUUCGGGCAUGUCAUUUAAUUAAAAACGUGUUAUGGAAUCGAUGGGGCAACAUUUAUUACAGCCAACAAAAAAAAAACAUUACUGAAGUGUGUCAUAUCACAAAGGAUAAUAAAACUGUAUUUUUUAAAUAUUUUUGGAAAAUUUUCAAAAUUUGUCUGUUUUUGAACGGAUUCUAAUUUAUCUGAUUUUCUGGCUAGACUGUUGCUUCCGGUUAAAUUAAAAAGUACUCUGUGCAAUGUAAUGUACAGGAUGUCAAGCAAAAUAAUGUAACGAAUUUUAAAAAUUAAGUUCGUACGAGCUUCACAAGUUGACUAUUCUCACUUUUUUCAAAAGCUUGACCAAAAAUUCGAAAAGUUUGAUCUAUGAAAAAACCGUUACUAAAUUUCGAAUUCAGAUUUAACAUUUUAUCCUCAAACUAAAAAUAUUGACUUAAAAACACAAAAUUUUAAGUUCGUACUUGAAAUUUAAACUCGAAAUUUUGAGUUCAGAACGAAAA
This is a messenger RNA of Anoplophora glabripennis (Asian longhorned beetle), 3006 nucleotides long. RefSeq names its product matrix metalloproteinase-2-like. Gene Ontology annotation, cellular component: extracellular matrix. The record is from RefSeq and is a predicted model, not a curated record. Bases 336 to 2366 code for a protein of 676 amino acids. Gene Ontology annotation, biological process: extracellular matrix organization; proteolysis; collagen catabolic process. Lineage: Eukaryota; Metazoa; Arthropoda; Insecta; Coleoptera; Cerambycidae. Gene Ontology annotation, molecular function: zinc ion binding; metalloendopeptidase activity. The transcript is spliced from 10 exons.